Molecule: messenger RNA, 3637 nt
Organism: Phragmites australis (common reed)
Lineage: Eukaryota; Viridiplantae; Streptophyta; Magnoliopsida; Poales; Poaceae
Product: calmodulin-binding transcription activator 4-like
Exons: 13
Coding region: 289-3333 (1014 amino acids)
Biological process (GO): regulation of transcription by RNA polymerase II
Cellular component (GO): nucleus
Molecular function (GO): double-stranded DNA binding; protein binding; transcription coregulator activity
Source: RefSeq, a predicted model, not a curated record
GACCUAGCUUAGCAAAAGUCACAGGAGCUGAUUCCAGCUCAGCUGUACUCCAAAGUCCAACCUUCUCUCUUCCCUCUCUGUCUGUGCUGCUCCACCUGUUUUGAGGAGUUCAAGGGUACAGGAAGAGUUCUUGCAUCCUACUUCUCCCUCCCUCCAAGAAAUCUACCUUUAGCUCUUGUUUGUUAGAGGCUUUAUUCGUUGGGGCUUGGGAGUUGGGGACCAUUUCUUGCGGUUCUUGACGACUCUUUCCAUGGGAGCUUGGAAGCUGCUGGAUCUCUACAAGUGACCAUGAGCCAAAGAGAGAAUCAUUGCCUCGAUUCAUCACAACCCAUGAUGAGAUGUUUUGACAUCAACGUGCUCUGUGAAGAAGCAAGGGCGAGGUGGUUAAAGCCUUCGGAAGUCUUCUAUAUCUUGCAUAAUCAUGAGAGGUUCCCAGUCACCCCUGAGCCACCAAAGAAGCCACCCAGUGGUUCACUAUUCCUUUACAAUCGCCGUGUGAAUAGGUAUUUCCGGAGAGAUGGCCAUUCAUGGCGGAGGAAGAAGGAUGGAAGAACUGUUGGGGAGGCUCAUGAACGACUGAAGGUUGGAAAUGUUGAUGCUCUGAGUUGCUAUUACGCUCAUGGUGAGCAAAAUCCAUGUUUCCAGAGGCGGUGUUUCUGGAUGCUGGAACCUGCAUAUGAACACAUUGUGCUGGUGCAGUAUAGAGAGGUGUCUGAGGGCAGAUACUAUUCGUCACAACUGUCGAAUGGGCCACCAGAAUCUCUUUCAACCUUGACACAUCCAAAUGCCAUCUAUGGAAACCAAUAUCACAGCUCCGCUUCUGGCAUUAGUGAGGGUAGUGAAUCCCAUCAAAGCUACUCUAAUUUGAGUUCUAUAACUGAGGUAAGUUCCUAUUCUGGGAACAGAGAGUACAACAAAGACAGUGCCAGUUUACUAAGCAUACCAGAGCUUGGACAGACUUUUCUGGAACAAACUACUGAAGUUUGUUGGACAGAUAAUGGUAAUUUGACAAAUAAAUCUGGGCUUAAUCUGGCUUUGAAGAAGAUAGCUGAGCAGUUAAGUUUGGGUGAUGAUGAUGAUGACUAUAUUUACUCAAAUCAAGCGCAGCCUUUGGGAUCUGAUAAAAAUAUUGAGGCUGCAGGUGACAACCAAGUAAAACAAAUUCGACCAGAAGGAACACAAAAUGGUUUAGGCAGGCAUAUAGCGCCAUCGUGGGAAGAUGUGCUGCACUGCAGUACAGGUUUGCCAACUUCAUCUAUAUACCAGUCGGAUGUCCAGUAUCAGCAAAAUUCGGAAUAUCAGCCGCCAGGAGGCCUAGACAAUAGUGAUUUGCGCAUACAACUUUCUGCUGCUAAAAGAUUUCUUUUAGGACCAGAAGACACUAUUGACUCACCAUCUUCGAACUUUGUACUGAGAAACAAAGGGAAUGGUGGAACUGAUACUCUUUCAGCUCAUGACAGUAGACUCGAAAGCUCUCUGAACCCAGACUGGAAAACAAAAACAUCGUUAACAUUUCAAAGCAAUUCGCAGGGUUCUGAAAUAACAGAGUUGUUUGGCCAUGGUCAGUUUGAAAUAGCAGAUACAAGACUUACAUUAGGACAGAAGCAACAGUUUAUCAUUCGUGAGAUCUCUCCAGACUGGGCAUUCUCCUACGAGAUCACCAAGGUCAUCAUUAUUGGAGAUUUCUUAUGCGAUCCAUCGAAUUCAUAUUGGGCGGUGAUGUUUGGUGACAGUGAGGUACCUGCUGAAAUAGUUCAGCCGGGUGUUCUCCGCUGUCACACACCACUGCACAGCAGUGGGAAGCUCACGCUCUGCAUUACCUCUGGGAACAGAGAUGUUUGCAGUGAAGUCAAAGAUUUUGAGUUCCGUGCAAAACCAACGGCUUCUGGUUUCACUGACCUUGCACCAUCCUCUAGACCUCUUAAGUCCAGCGAAGAGUUACUGCUUCUUGCAAAGUUUGCAAGAAUGCUUUUAUGUGAGAAUGGAAGCUCUGAAGUUUCAGGUGAUGAUCCCUGGUCUGGACAGUGUCUGAAACUUAAGAUGAAUAAUGAGCAUUGGGAGCUGUUGAUUGAUGAACUCAAAGAAGGAUGCAAGAAUCCACUAACCACGGCUGAUUGGAUGAUGGAGGGACUGCUAAAAAGUAAAUUACAACAGUGGUUAUCAUCAAAACUCCAAGGAUACAAUGAGGCAGCUUGUUCUCUGUCCAAGCACGAGCAGGGUAUUAUACACUUAAUAUCUGCACUAGGCUUUGAGUGGGCACUAUCUUCAAUUCUCAGUGCUGGUGUUGGUAUAAAUUUCCGUGAUUCAAAUGGAUGGACUGCACUUCAUUGGGCUGCUUAUUUUGGAAGGGAAAAGAUGAUUGCUGCACUUCUUGCUGCUGGUGCAUCGGCUACAGCAGUCACCGAUCCCACUGCACAAGACCCAGUUGGCAAAACAGCAGCUUUCCUGGCUUCUGAACGAGGACACAUGGGUCUCGCAGGCUAUCUUUCUGAAGUGUCGCUAACCAGCUAUCUUGCAUCCCUCACUAUAGAAAGCGAGAUUUUUAAAGUCUCAGCUGCAGUUGAAGCAGAUAGAGCAGUGGAAAGCAUAUCUCGGAGGAGCGCUCAACUGCAUGGUGGCACGGAAGAUGAGCUCUCAAUGAAGGACUCUUUGGCAGCUGUGAGAAACGCAGCUCAAGCAGCAGCUCGCAUCCAGAAUGCUUUCCGUGCCUUUUCUUUCAGGAAGAGACAGCAAAAGACUGCUCGACUUAGGGACGAAUAUGGAAUGACCCAAGAAGAUAUAGAUGAACUUGCAGCAGUAUCAAGGUCGUACCACCAGACAGGUCAGUUUUAUGAUAAAGCAGCUGUUUCAAUUCAGAAGAAAUACAAAGGUUGGAAAGGGCGCAAACAUUUUCUCAACAUGCGAAGAAAUGCAGUUAAAAUACAGGCUCAUGUAAGAGGCCAUCAAGUGAGAAAGAAAUACAAAACUUUUGUAAGCACUGUUAGUGUGCUAGAAAAAGUGAUACUGAGGUGGCGCCGGAAAGGACAUGGCCUACGUGGCUUCCGAGCUGAGCAACAACCAAUGGUUGAAGCAGUGGAGGAAGAUGAGGAAGAUGAUGACUUUGACGAUGACGAAGCAGUCAAGAUUUUCCGUCGGCAGAAGGUUGAUGAAGCUGUACAGGAGGCUGUCUCAAGAGUGCUGUCCAUGGUAGACUCUACUGAAGCAAGGAUGCAGUAUCGUCGAAUGCUUGAGGAGUUUCGCCUGGCAACUGCCGAAUUGGGUGGAUCAGAUGAAGUAACAUCAAUAUUUAACAGUGACUUAGAGUUAGUAGGGAUCAACAACUUCAUGCACUGAAAAAUGUGCAGCGUGUAAGGAGCAUUUCGGGAGCUGCCAGCAAUGAUAUCAAGUAUUUAGGAAAUGGGUUCAACUUGGAACUAAUUAGUUUGUACAUUGUUUACCUGAAUGUAGACUGCAACUUCUAUAUACCUUUUCUCUGUAAGUUAUUUGUAUUUGUUGUUGGAAAUGGCAGUUUAUGUACACUGUAUUUAGGUGUCUGUAACUCCAAGGGAAGAAUCCAGUAAGCAUGGUAGGAAUUGAUGUACAUUACACCAUUUUCAUGAAUUGCUGGCUUAGGCAGUUAGGAAAAUCAGUUUCUCAA